Molecule: messenger RNA, 2751 nt
Organism: Ceratina calcarata
Lineage: Eukaryota; Metazoa; Arthropoda; Insecta; Hymenoptera; Apidae
Product: fibroblast growth factor receptor substrate 2
Exons: 3
Coding region: 415-2169 (584 amino acids)
Biological process (GO): fibroblast growth factor receptor signaling pathway
Cellular component (GO): cytoplasm
Molecular function (GO): fibroblast growth factor receptor binding; transmembrane receptor protein tyrosine kinase adaptor activity
Source: RefSeq, a predicted model, not a curated record
AUAUGAGUACACGCACGUAAAACUUUUCCAGAUGAUGCGAUAAAUGUGAGCCCGAGAUGCGGUGCAGAUCCGAUCCGAUUAGGAAUAUUAGGAUGCGAGCAUAAUGUUUACGUGCUGCUGCUGCUGCUACUGCCGCUGCUGUAUUGGAAACUUACUGUUGCUGCACUUACUUGAUGCUGCUACGGCGGCGGAAAGGAAAGAAGUAAUUCACUUUAGGAAACGUGUUGUAUGCUUUGGAUAUGUCGUAUUUCGUACAAAUAGAUUCCUCUUAUGACCUGAAAAUAAUCACGCUCCUACGCGCGCGAAUGUUACGGUAAUUGAAAACAAUUAACCUGGUGAAAAGUUGUUUGUGCGUAUGAAUUGAUUUGAUUUUUGCGUUUCACACACAGAGUAUAACGACGACGACGACGAAGAAUGGGUUGUGUCAAUAGUCGGACAGAUAUUAAUGAUCUGCAUCCAAACAUUUUCCAAGUAAUGAAUGUGGAUGAUCUAGGUAAUUUGAUCACGCCUGGACGUUUGGAAGUUACAGACACGGAUAUAGUGCUUUAUCAACGUGGCAAACAGCCGAUCAAAUGGCCAUUACGUUGUUUACGAAGAUACGGUUAUGACGCCGAAAUAUUUAGUUUUGAAUCGGGAAGAAGAUGUUCUACGGGGCCUGGCAUCUAUGCAUUCAAAUGCCGUCAAGCUGCACACUUAUUUAAUCUUGUACAAACAAACAUUCAGGUUUGCAAUAACAGCGGAGACGAUACGAUAUCCAGAGAACAUCCAGUUGCGUCUCAUCCUGCUGCCGCGAAUCCAAUAACGACAGCAACGACGCGAGUGACAAUACCAGUUGAGCCUAAUUAUUUGGAUCCAAUAUUGAAUAGGACGACCAAUAAUCGUGCGGUGGCAGGUCCUAGAUCUAUCAUUGUCAUGGAUGAUCAUCCACGUAAUCACCAAAACCAAGUUGAGGUUGAAAGAUUAGAUAGUUCGGAAAGUAGUACUGCUCUUAUAUCGCCCCAAAGAAAUGUAAAUCAAUCUCCCAUCACCACGUCGCCUCCUGUGUUGCCGCCUCUGCCGACAUCAUUUCCUCGAUCGCAUCCGCCACCGCCGCCGCCGUCGUCGUCCUCACUUUAUGUCAACGAAGAAAUAUUGUCAUCUUUCCUAUCGCCAUCGCCACUGGAAAUGGUGUUGGUGGAGCACAAUAAUAACCAAAAAAGCCUUGGAAGAGCGAUGAAACAGAGGUCUUGUAUAGUCACUGAUUCUAUAUCCGAUAACGGCGGCGGCGGCGGCGGUUCCAGGUUCACGCUCGAGGUGACGUCGCUGAACAAGCGUUUAGACAUCACUGCUCCUGCUGCUGGUGAAUCACCGCUCCCGGCAACGGGAACGGGAACUUACAUGAAUAUAGAUAUCAAUAGCGAUGUUAAUUUACUACUACUACCACCACCAUUAGUUUCUCCGAGUCAUAGCGUGUCCGAUACAACGACACAGGCAAUUAAAGUUAAGGAGGAGAACACGAGUGAUCGAAACACCGAAAGUAGUGGACAUGCUUACAUGAAUAUAAAUCCUGGCCAAGAACAUACGGAAUCUGUUGUUGGCGGCGGCGGUGUUGGUAGACCACGUCCUUCGACGUUGAUAUCUAUUCAGUCGCAGCAGAAUGCGGCGGCGGUAGAAGAAGCAACGAGACAUUGUUACGCGAAUCUAGAAUCGAGCGAGAUUGAAACGUUGAGAAAAAGAUUCUCCGGCGUGUCCGUAUCGGAGAAAUCACCGCCACCGAUGCCUCCGUCAACGCCUACGACGAUCAGCAGCAGUAGUAGUUGCUGCGGUGCUGCUGGUACAACGGUGAUCAGGGAAGUGAACUACGCCGUAUUGGAUUUGGAUACGAAGGACAUGACCACUGCCGCUGCCGGUUCACCGUUGGAUGGUCCCUCUUCGAAUCCCACCGCGUCUCCGCCGGAGUCGCCGAAUAACAACGAUCACAAGUUGCAGCAGCAGCAGCAGCAGAAGGGAUACGCUACGAUAGAUUUUAACAAAACGGCUGCUCUUUCCCAUUCGGUCAAUCCGAACUUGAACCUGGUGAACGACAACGAAGGCUCGAGAAAGACUCGUCAUAAUUCCACAAUUAGCGCCUUAACUGCUCCCUCUUCUUCUGCUUCCCACGUUAGACGUAGUUCAUCCGUGAGCGAGUGACCGAUCGUUCGUUUUCAUCUUUUGACUCUGUCUGUAUGUGUGUGUGCGUGUUUUUGCGUACCCGCGCGUGUCCUGUAUAACGGACAUUUCAUUAACAUUUAGACAGUAUGAGAUACUUUAUGAUACGUUUUACUCUCUUCGUUCUUUCCAAUCAAAUUCAGACAACUUUAAAUGAGAUGUAUAAUACCAAAGAAGAAAAGGAGAAGAACUGAAAUAGAUUAAAUUAGUUUUUAUACACAUUUUUUUAUCGCGCAUUCAUGAUUCAUCCGAGAUGGUAUCGCGCGCGUGAGAAGAAGAAAAUGUACUUUGCCAAGCAUCUGGUUCGAAAAACUGCAUUUCAUGAUUUGUUUUCUUCUGUACGGUUUUUAUAUUACGUCGUCUACUGCAAUACAACGUAUGGUACAUAUUUAGUUUUAUACGAUUUACAGGAAGGAGGUAUCGCAGUAUUUAAAAAAAAAAACAAGCUUUUUUCAACGUGAUGUUUUCUGACAUGCACAAAGAAAAAAACCUUUUAUAUUAUAAUAUACAAACAAAUAUGUUUAUAGAAUGAUGUACAUAAAGACCGAUUUUUUACAUUGAAUA